Jaculus jaculus (lesser Egyptian jerboa) is the source of this 1325-nucleotide messenger RNA. It is a transcript of the gene Diablo, whose product is annotated as diablo IAP-binding mitochondrial protein. The transcript is spliced from 6 exons. The record is from RefSeq and is a predicted model, not a curated record. Lineage: Eukaryota; Metazoa; Chordata; Mammalia; Rodentia; Dipodidae. Gene Ontology annotation, biological process: intrinsic apoptotic signaling pathway in response to oxidative stress; neuron apoptotic process. Bases 45 to 758 code for a protein of 237 amino acids. Gene Ontology annotation, cellular component: mitochondrion.
UGCGUCACUUCCGGCGUGUGCGUCCGGCGUCCGUCCGCCGCGGGAUGGCGGCUCUGAGGAGUUGGCUGUGUCGGAGCGCGGCGUCUCUGUUCAGGUACAGACAGUGUGUUCCGGUCUUAGCCAGCGCGAGGAAACGCUGCUUCUCGGAACUGAUAAGACCAUGGCACAAAACCCUGGUGGCUGGAUUCGGUGUGACCCUGUGCGCGGUUCCUGUUGCUCAGAAAUCGGAGCCUCAUUCUCUCAGUAACGAAGCAUUAAUGAGGAGGGCUGUGUCUUUGGUAACAGAUAGCACCUCUACCUUUCUCUCUCAAACCACGUAUGCGUUGAUUGAAGCAAUCACUGAGUAUACUAAGGCUGUUUAUACAUUAGUUUCUCUGUAUCGACAAUAUACAAGUUUACUUGGGAAAAUGAAUUCACAGGAGGAAGAUGAAGUGUGGCAGGUGAUUAUAGGAGCCAGAGUUGAGAUGACGUCAAAACAGCAAGAAUAUUUGAAGCUGGAAACCACUUGGAUGACUGCAGUUGGCCUUUCAGAGAUGGCUGCUGAGGCUGCGUACCAAACUGGAGCAGAUCAGGCCUCUAUCACUGCCAGGAAUCACAUCCAGUUGGUGAAAUCGCAGGUGCAGGAGGUGCGCCAGCUCUCGCAGAAAGCAGAAACCAAGCUGGCCGAAACACAGACACAGGAGCUGCACCAGAAAACACAGGAGGCGGGGGAUGAGAGGGCUGACCAGGAGCAGGACGCCUACCUACGAGAAGAUUGAGGGCCAGCGCUCCCUGCCCAGUCUACCCACUCUGGGGAAAGCAGGGUUGGAUGCCAUCCACUUGUCACCUCUGCUCUGCACAAAGGGGACACGUUCUGCCCUGACCAGUUAGGCCAGAAGCCUUUGUGAACUAUGAAUGCCUGGUCCCUUUCUCUCUGGUCUUAGUCAUUACUGGACCUGGUUCUUAGCCCAUGGGCAGUGUACCCUGUUUAAUAUUGUAUCCCCCUCAGCACAGCGGCUUUUUCUCACAUUUAUUUCACCAACCUGGGCCAGAGAUGGGAUGGGGUCUUUUCUGCCACAUCCUUAAUCCUUAAGUCUAUUUAACCUCAGGUUUUAGCCUUACUCAGAUUUUCAAGUAUAACUUAGUAUUUGCUCCUGCAGGAUUAAGAGUUUGUGGAGCGAGAGGGAGCCUAUCCUGUUUGUAAGAUUUCCUCUAAGUGUUUUUAUUGCUCUCUCUGAUGUGGCGCACAGCUAAGGUUAAAGAAUCUAGUGGAUUGUUGAGGUCAUGAAUAUAAUCUUCUCCUGGUGCUCCCAGCAGGGUUUACUCUCAACACGUUUCUCAUUGCA